ACAGUGGUAGCCAUUAGCAAACUUGGAGAAAUACUCAUAUUCAAGGAGAGCGUAGCCACCGGAUCUUUCUCGAUUGUUCCCAUUCUCUUCGUCACCCUAUUAAUCCUUGCAGUUGCAGGUAUUUGUUAUGCAAACCUGUUCACUCGUUCAAAACUGGCCGGAUUAACCACCGCGGUUGCAGAUUUUAGAUGGAAACUGGAGGCAAUUCCUUAGCAUCUGGGCCAGAUGGAGUGAAGAGAAAGGUGUACUACUUCUAUGACCCAGAGGUUGGAAAUUACUAUUAUGGACAAGGUCACCCAAUGAAGCCACACAGAAUUCGCAUGACACAUGCUCUGUUAGCCCACUAUGGUUUACUUCAAAACAUGCAUGUUGUAAAGCCUGUUCCAGCUAGAGACAAAGAUCUUUGUAGGUUUCAUGCUGAUGACUAUGUUUCUUUUCUAAGAGGCAUAACCCCAGAAACACAGCAAGAUCAAUUAAGACAACUAAAAAGGUUCAAUGUUGGUGAAGAUUGCCCUGUGUUUGAUGGUCUAUACUCCUUCUGUCAAACCUAUGCAGGUGGCUCUGUUGGAGGAGCAGUGAAGUUAAACCAUGAGUAUUGUGAUAUAGCAAUAAACUGGGCAGGUGGACUUCAUCAUGCUAAAAAAUGUGAAGCUUCUGGUUUUUGCUAUGUCAAUGACAUUGUCUUGUCAAUUCUUGAACUUCUGAAAGUGCACCAACGUGUGCUGUAUGUAGAUAUUGACAUUCAUCAUGGUGAUGGUGUAGAGGAAGCUUUUUACACUACUGAUAGAGUCAUGACUGUUUCUUUCCACAAAUUUGGUGAUUAUUUCCCGGGGACAGGGGAUAUAAGAGAUAUUGGGUAUUCAAAGGGAAAGUAUUACUCACUGAAUGUCCCUCUAGAUGAUGGAAUUGAUGAUGAAAGCUAUCAGUCGUUGUUUAAGCCAAUAAUUGGUAAAGUUAUGGAAGUGUUCAGACCUGGUGCUGUUGUGUUACAAUGUGGUGCAGAUUCUUUAUCAGGAGAUAGAUUGGGUUGUUUUAAUUUAUCAAUUAAAGGGCAUGCUGAGUGUGUGAAGUAUAUGAGAUCUUUCAAUGUGCCUUUAUUGUUACUUGGUGGUGGAGGGUAUACAAUACGCAAUGUUGCUAGAUGCUGGUGCUAUGAGACAGGAGUUGCACUUGGGGUUGAGUUAGAAGAUAAGAUGCCUCAACAUGAGUAUUAUGAGUACUUUGGUCCUGAUUAUACUCUUCAUGUAGCUCCAAGUAAUAUGGAAAAUAAGAACUCUCGCCAGCUGUUAGAUGAAAUUCGGUCAAAGCUUCUAGAUAAUCUCUCUAAACUACAGCAUGCGCCAAGUGUCCAGUUUCAAGAGCGCCCACCUGAUACAGAAUUCCCAGAGGCAGAUGAAGAUCAAGAGGAUGACGAUCGAAGAUCAGAUGAUUCUGAUGUUGAUGAAAACAACGAGGGAAAGCCUUUCAUUGGACGUGUGAAAAGGGAACUCCAUGAUAUUGAGUCCAAGGACAUGGAUGAUGUGAAAGAAGGUGAACGAGCUAAUAGAGAGAUGGAUGCUUCAUUUGCUGAAAUAUCCAUAAAGGGUUCAAAUUCAGUGUCAGCACCUGCAGAUGUGAAACAAGAACAAGGAAACUCAAACAAGCCGGAUCAGCCUUCUACUGCUGAGAUGAAUUUAUAGUGUAUGAUGAUAUGUCAAUGUCAUGUUUUUUACUUUAAUUUUUAUGAAUCUAUUUUAAAUUUGUGUUGAGGAUUGGUGUAUUAUGUUGUACAAAACUGACUGGAACAUGUGCACAAGGUUGUUUAGUUAAAAAGAUGAGUAGAUGAAAUUAAAUGACAAAUGUUUUAUUAUCA
Molecule: messenger RNA, 1852 nt
Organism: Lactuca sativa (garden lettuce)
Lineage: Eukaryota; Viridiplantae; Streptophyta; Magnoliopsida; Asterales; Asteraceae
Gene: HD1
Product: histone deacetylase 1
Biological process (GO): epigenetic regulation of gene expression
Cellular component (GO): nucleus
Molecular function (GO): histone deacetylase activity
Source: RefSeq, a predicted model, not a curated record